Molecule: messenger RNA, 1098 nt
Organism: Westerdykella ornata
Lineage: Eukaryota; Fungi; Ascomycota; Dothideomycetes; Pleosporales; Sporormiaceae
Exons: 2
Coding region: 106-1020 (304 amino acids)
Source: RefSeq, a predicted model, not a curated record
AGUAUAUAUAUACAUAUAUGAUGGCUUGGGAUUGCAGAUUUUUGUCUCUCGACGACAGGACUGCCGAGUCGCAUAAGAGGGCCACGGUAAAGGAAUUGAAUGAAAAUGAAGGUCUCUAUUGCUGCGGCGGCACUCGCUGCUGGUUUCGUACCCGGUGUAUAUGCGGCUUAUGAGGGGGACAUUGUUCAGUACUGGGCCCUCCAAGGCAACCUCCUCACCAACGGCACCAUAAUCGGCGGCAUCGCCUCGCCCCCUUCCGCCUGGGCCCAAGCCGUCGUCCACGCCGCCAUCUACCACGCCGCCACCGAGACCAAGACCAAAUCCCUCGCCUUCCAACAACUCGCCGUCUCGCACGCCGCCCACAACGCCCUGACCUGGGUCUUCCACGGCACGCGCAACUACAACCCCACCGACGCCGCCCUGCGACAAGUCCUAGGCCCCAUCGGCAUCGCCGCCAACUCGUCCAACGCCGCCGCCGCGCGCGACAUUUGCCGCAAGGCCGCGAGAACCGUCCUCGUCGCGCGCGCCGACGACGGCAUCAACGAUUUCGUAGACUACAUCGUCCAGCCGCCCGCGCCGGGCGUCUAUCAACCCACACCCGGCGGUAACCCCUUACCCGACACCCCGCAAGCCCCCCUCAUCAAACUCUUCGGCGGCGUCGGCGACGUGAAGCAAUUCCAAGUGUCUCCCCCGCCGAAACCCAACUCGCCCGAGUACGAGAAGCACGUGGAGCGCGUGCGCAACGUCGGGGCGCGCAACUCGACGACGAGGACGAAGCACGAGACGGAGACGGCGUACUUCUGGCGCGAGAGCAGCGUGACGCAGUGGACGCGGAUCGCGAAUGCCGUUGUGGGGGACCGGUGGAAGGCGGAUGUGAGCCAGGCGGCGAGGUUCUAUGCGCAAUUUUAUUAUGCGUUGGCGAAUGCGGCGAUUGCGAGUUUUCAUGUCAAGUACGUACCAAAACUUUCCCAGCUUUUUUUGUCUUGCAAUGACGCCCUUGAGCUUCCGGAAUCUCACUGACAUGGCAACGCAGAUACCGCGAGAACGCCUGGCGUCCCGUAACCGCCUUCCAGUAUCCCAAGCCCUUCCUCGCCAGCG